Messenger RNA from Lolium rigidum, 3051 nucleotides. Its product is annotated as phosphatidate phosphatase PAH1. Gene Ontology annotation, molecular function: phosphatidate phosphatase activity. Lineage: Eukaryota; Viridiplantae; Streptophyta; Magnoliopsida; Poales; Poaceae. The record is from RefSeq and is a predicted model, not a curated record. The transcript has 11 exons. The coding region runs from base 1 to 2856 and encodes 951 amino acids.
AUGGACGUGGUGGGGAUGGUGGGGCGCGGGGUGGGCCGCGUGCUCUCGCAGGGCAUGUACUCGGUGGCCACGCCCUUCCACCCCUUCGGCGGCGCCGUCGACAUCAUCGUCGUCGAGCAGCGCGACGGCUCCUACCGCAGCACGCCCUGGUACGUCCGCUUCGGCAAGUUCCAGGGCGUCCUCAAGGGCGCCGAGAAGGUGGUCACCAUCACCGUCAACGGCGUCGACGCCAGCUUCCACAUGCUGCUCGACAACUCGGGCCAGGCAUACUUCAUGCGGGAGCUCGUGCCCGGCAGCGAGGAGGACUCCGGGGCCGGUUCAGGGGUUGUUGUCAGCGAGCCUGAAACCCCGCUGCGGAGUAAGAGCGACGGCGAGCUUUACAUGGGCUCCGGUGGUGACCAGUUGGGCAGCUCGGAGUUGAAUGAGGAGGAGCAGACUGGAGAUGAGUUUGAUUCAUAUCUGGAGGAAACAGAAGCUUUGACAGAUCAGGCUGAUGGGGGCGCUUCUGAGAUGCUUCUGGUCAGCGUGAACGGGUGUGUCCUGACUGCCCCCAUUUCUUCGACUGAGGAGAGCAUGGAGGAUGUGCAGCUAAGUGACCCGCAGUUCCAUCUGGGUCCUGGGCAGAGCUCCAGCGGGGACUUCAGCCGCAACGGCGAGGUGUGGGAGUCUGGCAUUCUGGAUGAUCUGUACAUAUCACAGGACAAGGUUAAGUUUGAUUCUGCUGAACAUCCAUCAGAGGCUCCUGAGAAGCUUCAGGAGCCUUCCGUUGUGAAGGCGGAUGAGUCGCUUGAUAUCUCGGUUACUGAAUCUGAAACACUCCAUGUGUCGGUUGAUGACGGCGAGGCUUGUGUUGCAUCGACCCGUGAAGCUGAGGUCCAGGUUGUGUCACGGUCUGUGAACAAUGGUCUGAAUAAUCAACUGCUGAACCUGGAAGAUGAGGCUCAUGAUGUUUCAGGGAACAACAUCGAGGGCUAUCAACCCUUGCCCAAUAAUGAUGAGGCUCUUGAUGUCUUGGAGAGCAGUGACGAGGCUUAUAUACCCUUGGCCAAUGGAGAUGAGGCUUGCGAUGUCCCACUGGUUCAGAAUGAUGAGGCCUGCAAGUCUCCAUCUAAGGUAGGAAAGGUUUGUGAUGGCAGCAAUGAGAAUAUUGAGGAUAAUGUUAAAGCUAGUUUUAGUAGAUAUGAUACCUUCAGAAGUUGCUUGGAUUUGACAUCACAAGAUGAUGGAGAUUCAGGAACUGAACCCUUUUCUCCUGAAUUUGACCACCAGAGGGAUUCUCAGCUUAGUUCGAGUAACCAUUCGGAUAUUGACAUAGAUCUGGGUGAAGAUAGAAGUGAAACUGCACAAUGUGAUCAAUCCGAUCCAUCAAAUCAUCUAGAGGACGUGGAUGUUUCAGAAAUUACUUCAGAUGAUAAUAUAACACAAGGCGAAGACUUGUUGUCCUGUGAAGGAGAUUCUGAUGGCAGCAGCAAAGCCCCUUCUAAAGCUGCAACCUGCAAAACUGAUCGUUUACGGUUGUCCCCAAGAAUCAGCGACAAAGACAAAUUAGGAAGCAUUCCGGAGCACCCAAUAUCGGAAGAGGAACUAAAUAAAGAAGAGCACCCUCAGUUACAGAAGGGUUUGGGAUUUGAGAUUUCUCUUUGUGGGCACAUGCUACGGCCAGGUAUGGGCCGAACAUCUGCUGAUGAAGUCUUCCAACAACAUCUUGUCCCUGAGGAGGAUCUCAAGUUGUCUGGACCAUCAAUAAUAAAAAAUGCAAACCUUAUUGUCAAAGUCGACGGGAACUAUUUCGUAUGGAGUAAAGUUUCUCAUGUUGUUCUUGGGAAGGCUGUAUUUGGUCCAGACUUCUCCGUAGAACAUGUUGAUGCUAUUCCAGUUGAACGCCAAGAAACACCCCGUUCAGGAGAAGAUUCUCUUGGGAUGUCUCCCUCAAGCCGGAGAUGGAGGCUUUGGCCCAUUCCAUUUAGAAUAUCAAGAUCUCUUCAACGGAGUAAUAGUGAUUCUUCUGAGGAUAUUUUUCUUGACACGGAGACAGUAUUGAGUCCAAUGGAUGAGCAAGCCCCAGAGAAUAAUAAAAACCAGUCACCAAGAAAGCAAUUUGUGCGAACUUUAAUUCCCACUAGUGAACAGGUGGCAUCUCUAAAUCUGAAGGAGGGACAAAACAUUAUAACCUUUAGCUUCUCCACCAGAGUUUUUGGGAAGCAACAGGUUGAAGCACAUAUAUAUGUGUGGAAAUGGAAUGCUAAAAUUGUUAUAUCCGACGUGGAUGGAACCAUCACAAGGUCUGAUGUCCUGGGCCAGGUCAUGCCUUUAGUUGGACGGGAUUGGAGUCAGUCUGGUGUUGCUAGACUCUUUUCUGCAAUAAAGGAAAACGGUUAUCAACUAAUAUUCCUUAGUGCCAGAGCCAUUGUCCAGGCAUAUCUGACAAAAAGCUUCCUCUUCAAUUUAAAACAGGAUGGGAAAGUACUGCCUAAUGGACCUGUUGUGAUUUCACCUGAUGGUUUGUUCCCAUCACUCUACCGAGAAGUUAUACGAAGGGCACCACAUGAGUUCAAGAUUGCUUGUCUGGAGGACAUUAAAGCACUUUUUCCUUCCGACUACAAUCCAUUUUAUGCUGGAUUUGGCAACAGAGACACAGACGAGCUUAGUUACAAAAAGAUGGGAAUUCCCAAAGGCAAGAUCUUUAUCAUCAACCCGAAGGGUGAAGUGGCCAUAAACAGUUCUGUUGAUGUGAAGUCAUAUACCUCCUUACAUACCCUCGUCAAUGACAUGUUCCCUCCAACAACUCUGGUUGAGCAGGAAGACUACAAUUCCUGGAAUUACUGGAAGGUUCCUCUGCCAGAUGUUGAUUUGUAGUGUAGCUUUGACAAAUACAGAAGUAGGCACAAGUAGAGUCCGCAACAGCACGCCAGGCAAGUUGUUCGUGUACACUAGUUUCCAAUCGCCAGAGCAGAGCUCUCAGUUCUGUCUGCGACCUGUAAAGCAUGUCGAGAGUUUUGAUCACUGUUGCAGAGGUUCCAGAAUUUUCCUUGCUCCGGCGCAGCUCUGUCA